Molecule: messenger RNA, 384 nt
Organism: Puccinia triticina
Lineage: Eukaryota; Fungi; Basidiomycota; Pucciniomycetes; Pucciniales; Pucciniaceae
Exons: 3
Coding region: 1-384 (127 amino acids)
Source: RefSeq, a predicted model, not a curated record
AUGGCUUCUCAGUACAUCCCUCGGGCCUUGAACAGGCUGAACCAUCAAGCAUCUCCUCUCAGCCGCCUCUCCGUCUCUCCGCGACUCCAUCGAACCCCUCUCCUUCAGCAACAUAUCCAGGGAUCAUUGCCAUCAGUGGUUAGGUUCAGCUCGGGCGAACCACAUUACAAUCAACCCUCGGGCUGGCUGUUCGGCGAAAAGCCAUUGAAACCAGGCCAGAAAAGAGUCCGAGAAGACUGGGAAUUGAUCUGGUAUAUCGGCUUUUGGGGCACCACUUUCGUCGGAAUAAUCAUGCAGAUCUACAAGCCUGAUCGAUCUAUCACCACUUGGGCCAGACACGAAGCUGAACAAAAGAUGGAAAAGCCGACUUAUGAGAAAUCUUGA